GAGUACACCAAGUACUCAGCCCUGCAUAUGUUUUAAAAAUGUGCAGGUUGAGCAGUGAUGACGGCGGGCGAUGUUGAGCAUAGACGAUGAAGAUCCUUUAAUAGAAUAGUACUCGGAUGCGACGUGUCUCCAUACACAACGUUAUCUGCUCUUGACUCUUCCACUGCAGUGCAAAAGUCGAGUUUGCACUGUUUUUAUCGUGCACUCUGAUAUAUAAUAUGGUGAACUUGUGCACGUUGUUGCGGUUGGAACAGGAAGUGUUUGGGGAGUUAAGCUGUUGAGAAUGCCACCGAGACGUGGACGUGGACUUGGGCGUGGACGUGGGCCCGGACGUGGACGUGGACGCGGAGAGGAGGAUCCCGUGGACCCUCAGAAUGUAGAGGGAGAACAACCACCAUCACCACCACCACCUCCACCCCCGCCUCAACCCAAACAAUACAUUGAUACCUUUUUGAGGCAAAAACCCCCGCAGUUUGAUGGACUGGGAGAGCCGUCUAAGGCAGAGACCUGGAUACGCACCCUCGAGCGCAUAUUUGAUUUUAUGGAGUGCACCGACAAAGAACGCCUCGCAUGUGUGACUUUCCAAUUAACGGGGCCCGCAGAUUUUUGGUGAGAUACCAAGCUAAGGACCAUGAACCCUGAACGCCGUGAAGCGCUUACUUGGGAGAUAUUCAAGGAAAAGGUGUACAAUAAGUACGUUCCCAUGAGCUAUAGGCGAGCAAAGGUAGUUGAAUUCCAUACUUUGAAGCAAGGGAAUAUGACGGUGACAGAGUACGACCGUGCACUGUGUGAAAUGACUCGAUAUGCUCCCGAGUUGGUGGAUACAGAUGAGAAAAUGGCAGAAAAGUUCUGUGCUGGUCUCAAGCACGAAAUAAGAGUAGCAGUGGCAAGUCGCAGAGGACUUUCAUAUUCUGAGAUUUUGGCUUGUGCAUUAGAUGUGGAAGAAGCGUUGCCUAAGGAGAUGACAGUAGCAAAUACUACACCAGUGCCACUUCAACAACAUAAUUUCAGAGAAAAGAGGAAAUGGGAUGGAGAUCGGACUCCAUAUGAUAACAAGAGGCAGCAACUCGUCAGAAACCCACCGCAGUACGGAGGUAGGCAGAGUGCUCCCUAUCAGAGGGGUGACUUUCGGCCUAGAUCCCCCCAGUGUGCUAAGUGCUUUAAGAACCAUUUUGGGGAGUGCAGAGAAAAGAGCAAUAAAUGUUACACUUGUGGUGGAAAUGGCCACUUCUCAAGAGAAUGCCCGAGUAAGAUUAUGGGAAUGGGAGCAGGACAGAACAAUCAAGGGUUCCGUCCGCAAGUGCGGGCACUACAAGCCGAACCGAGGGGAUACUUACCCGCACCACAGCAGCAGCAGCAGCAACGUCGUCAAGGACUUCCCACUCAGGCAAGGGCAUAUGCUUUAAAAGGGAAACAGUCGACGAACCAGCAAGGGAAUCAAGAGCAAGGAAACUUGGCAGAUUGAGCGGCGAUGGACGUGGAGGAUGUUGAGCAGAGUUCAUGGAUUGUUUUGUCAUGAUUAAUAAAUGUUGGAUUUGUCGUGUCUUCAUACUCGGCAUUUUCCUUGUCUUGAACGCUUCCGCUAAGAGUCCUUUUCUUUAGAAUUGUUUAUUCGUGGAGAGUCUAACUCGUUUGAAAAUUGUUUAUUUUCUAUUAUUUAUUUACUUAGAGUUGGUAUUAUUGUUAGGAUAAUAUUAUGACGUUUUCAAAGUUAAUUCAGUUAUUAAACUUUUGGUCAAAUGUGUAUGUUUUUCCCUUUUCUUCCCC
Messenger RNA from Salvia splendens (bonfire salvia), 1767 nucleotides. RefSeq lists its product as uncharacterized. Lineage: Eukaryota; Viridiplantae; Streptophyta; Magnoliopsida; Lamiales; Lamiaceae. The transcript is spliced from 4 exons. Gene Ontology annotation, molecular function: nucleic acid binding; zinc ion binding. Bases 632 to 1465 code for a protein of 277 amino acids. The record is from RefSeq and is a predicted model, not a curated record.